CACUCACAUACACACAGUCUCUGUCUCCCGCUGAAUCCCACCUCCGAUUUUCCACUAUCGUGGAUCGCAUGCUUUAUUGCCGCUCCACUCUUUGCGGGAAUUGAGUUUUUUUAGUCCCCCCCCCCCACCCCCGAUAAAAGUAACUGUCAGUGACACGGGGAGACUACAGAUCGGACCCGCUCCCGUCUGCAUAAGCGCUGAGGGUGAACUGUGCCGAGGGGGACAGUGAGCAUAAUCGGCGUUUGUGCGGAGAUCCAGCGGACCGGCUGGGUAUGUGGUGUGCCGUGCGCAAUCGGCACCGAAUCCACGGAACCACUAGCGGAUCUGCGGGACCGGAGAAGCGGCUGUGAGCGGACCGGCCCCGCAACAAAAUAUUAUUAUAAGGGUGGGAAAAAUCGAGCGCAGAGCCGGACGCAGCGACGCUGUCAUUCCGGCGAGGAUGCAUCUUUUUAGUGCCAUCUUUCUGCUACUGAUGUUAGCGCUACUGCCCUGCGAGGCACUGUUCCCGAGUCCGGAGGAGGGCUGGCAGAUCCACAGCUCAGCCCAGGAUGCCGAUGGGAAGUGCAUCUGCACCGUGGUGGCACCAGCCCAGAACAUGUGCAACCGAGACCCACGGAGCAAGCAGCUGCGGCAGCUGAUGGAGAAGGUCCAGAACAUCACGCAGUCGAUGGAGGUCCUGGAUUUGAGAACAUACAGGGACCUGCAGUAUGUUAGGAACAUGGAGUCACUCAUGAAGGUGGUAGACGGCAAGCUGAAGACGGCCUCCGAAAAUCCUCGAUCUCUCAACCCCAAGAAUUUUCAGGAACUAAAGGACAAGGUGACUCAGCUGCUCCCCCUGCUGCCUGUGCUGGAGCAGUACAAGGCGGACGCACGCAUGAUCGUCCUGUUGAAAGAGGAGGUGCGGAACUUGACGCUGGUGCUGAUGGCUAUUCAGGAGGAGAUGGGGGCCUACGACUACGAGGAGCUGCGGCAACGGGUGCUGCUGCUGGAGAGCAGGCUGCAGUCCUGCAUGCAGAAACUGGGCUGUGGAAAACUGACGGGCGUGAGUAACCCAAUUACCAUCCGUGCCUCGGGGUCCCGGUUUGGCUCCUGGAUGACUGACACAAUGAUCCCCAGCUCGGACAGCAGGGUAUGGUCUAUGGAUGGCUACUACAAGGGUCGUCGUGUACUGGAGUAUCGCACGCUCAGCGACUUCAUCAAGGGCCAGAACUUCGUCCAGCACCUCCUGCCACACCCCUGGGCAGGCACGGGCCACGUGGUCUACAACGGCUCACUGUACUACAACAAGUAUCAGAGUAACAUCAUCAUCAAGUACCACUUCCGCUCACGCAGUGUGUUGGUCCAGCGGAGCUUGGGUGGCGCCGGGUACAACAACACCUUCCCGUACUCCUGGGGCGGCUCCUCGGACAUCGACCUGAUGGCCGACGAGAGUGGCUUGUGGGCCGUCUACACCACCAUCCCCAACGCGGGCAACAUCGUCAUCAGCCGCCUAGAGCCCCAGAGCUUGGAGGUUCUCCGAAGCUGGGACACGGGGUUCCCCAAGCGCAGCGCCGGCGAGGCCUUCAUGAUCUGCGGCACCCUCUACGUCACCAACUCCCACCUGGCCGGCGCCAAGAUCUACUUCGCCUACUACACCAACUCCUCCACCUACGAGUACACAGACAUCCCCUUCCACAACCAGUAUUCCCACAUCUCCAUGCUGGACUACAACCCGCGUGAGCGGGUUCUCUACACCUGGAACAACGGGCACCAGGUUCUGUACAACAUCACGCUGUUCCACGUCAUCAACACCUCAGGGGACUAGCGCUGGCUGCCAGGGGCAGCAGGAAUGAAACACAAAUGAGAAACGAAUCAUAAACGUGUAGGGAACUCCAGACGUCUGCAAAAGACUUUUUCUAACAUUUAAAGUCUUCAUAGAGUGCUAUUAUAUACAGACAGAAACAAAACGCAUCAACAGCAAGGCCAAUAAAGAGAUACAGUUCUUUUCUUUUUCUCUGUGUGACGAUACGCAUGGUAAUUUUCUUUGUGAACGGAAAUAAAUAUCAGCCUUUGCCAUUUUA
Messenger RNA from Brienomyrus brachyistius, 2060 nucleotides. RefSeq names its product olfactomedin 2a (gene olfm2a). Gene Ontology annotation, biological process: signal transduction. Bases 440 to 1804 code for a protein of 454 amino acids. NCBI's taxonomy places the organism in Eukaryota, Metazoa, Chordata, Actinopteri, Osteoglossiformes, Mormyridae. The transcript has 6 exons. The record is from RefSeq and is a predicted model, not a curated record.